Molecule: messenger RNA, 1987 nt
Organism: Drosophila guanche
Lineage: Eukaryota; Metazoa; Arthropoda; Insecta; Diptera; Drosophilidae
Product: 4-coumarate--CoA ligase 1
Exons: 3
Coding region: 251-1885 (544 amino acids)
Biological process (GO): fatty-acyl-CoA biosynthetic process; long-chain fatty acid metabolic process
Molecular function (GO): long-chain fatty acid-CoA ligase activity
Source: RefSeq, a predicted model, not a curated record
CAGACACUGGGCGCGAUUUGUUUUUCUCGCAUUUAAUUUUCUCUGAAUGGAGUCAUUGGGACCUACUCGCGCGUGCGCACUGCUGGCCUAAACACUAUCAAAUACGUUAAUCUAAUCGUGCCAUAAACACACUGCUGGUUGACAAUUCGCGCCGGCCAUCAGAACGUUUAGUUUCUCGUCGAAGCCGCUCGCGUCCGUUUCGCCCAACAACCGUUGUGACCCAGAAAAAAGUGACUGUAAGUUAGUAAAAAUGACUUCGACUCUGCUGCCUGGUAAUAUUGUCUAUGGCGGACCCAUAAUCGAACGUGAGGCCCAGGACUACAGAUCCUUGGGCCAGUUCGUGUUGGACAAAUACAAGGGCUUCGGGGACCAGACGGUGCUGGUGGAUGCUGUCAGCGGUGCCGAGUACACUGCCAGUUUCAUGCACAAGUCGAUUGUUCGACUGGCACACAUACUCCAGAAGCUAGGGGUCAAGCAGAACGACGUCAUCGGUCUGUCAAGCGAAAACAGCGUAAAUUUCGCAUUGGCCAUGUUUGCCGGCUUUGCUGUUGGCGCCACGGUGGCACCCCUGAAUGUCACCUACUCGGAACGCGAGGUGGACCAUGCCCUUAAUCUGUCCAAGCCAAAGAUCAUAUUCGCUUCCAAAAUAACCAUCGAUCGAAUUGCCAAGGUGGCCAGCAAGAAUAAGUUUGUGAAGGGCAUCAUUGCGCUCAGUGGCAGCUCCAAGAACUUUAAGACAAUCUAUGCCCUCAACGAGAUGAUGGACAACGACAAGUACAAGACAAACCCGGAGUUCUUGUCGCCAGUGGCGAACAAAAAUGAGGAUGUUGCCCUGAUUGUCUGCUCAUCAGGCACCACAGGGCUGCCGAAGGGUGUGCAGCUAACCCAGAUGAACCUUCUGGCCACCCUCGACUCGCAAAUUCAACCCACGAUGAUUCCCAUGUCGGAGAUAACGCUGCUUACGGUCAUUCCCUGGUUUCAUGCCUUUGGCUGCCUGACACUCAUCACCACCGCCUGCAUGGGCGCCCGUCUUGUGUAUUUGCCCAAAUUCGAGGAGAACCUCUUCCUCUCGGCCAUCGAGAAGUAUCGCGUGAUGAUGGCAUUCAUGGUGCCCCCACUGAUGGUUUUCCUGGCCAAGCAUCCGAUUGUGGAGAAGUACGAUUUGUCGUCCCUGAUGGUCUUGCUGUGCGGAGCCGCACCGCUCUCCCGCGAGACAGAGGAUCAGAUCAAGGAGCGCAUUGGAGUGCCAUUCAUUCGACAGGGCUACGGCCUGAGCGAGUCCACGCUCAGUGUGCUCGUACAGAACGAUGACUUCUGCAAGCCAGGCAGCGUCGGUGUCCUCAAAGUCGGCAUUUACGCCAAGGUGAUUGAUCCCGACACGGGCAAGCUGCUAGGAGCCAAUGAGCGCGGCGAGCUCUGCUUCAAGGGUGAUGGCAUCAUGAAGGGAUACAUUGGUGACACCAAGUCCACGCAGACGGCCAUCAAGGAUGGCUGGCUGCACACCGGAGACAUUGGCUACUACGACGAUGACUUUGAGUUCUUCAUUGUGGACCGCAUCAAGGAAUUGAUCAAGUACAAGGGCUUCCAGGUGCCACCGGCCGAGAUAGAGGCGCUGCUGCUUACCCACGAGAAGAUCAAGGAUGCCGCUGUCAUAGGCAAACCUGACGAGGCUGCCGGCGAGCUGCCACUGGCAUUUGUCGUCAAGCAGGCCAAUGUGCAACUGACAGAGAACGAUGUGAUUCAGUUUGUCAACGAGCAUGCCUCGCCCGCCAAGAGGCUGAGGGGUGGCGUUAUUUUCGUCGAUGAAAUUCCAAAGAAUCCGAGUGGCAAGAUCCUGCGCCGCAUUCUGCGCAACAUGCUCAAGAAGCAAAAGUCAAAAUUGUAAACAAAGCAAGCCAAAGUCCCCGCCCACAUCCCCUGUUCGGAUUGUACAAAGAGUUUACUAAUAUGUAUCGUUUUUAUUAUUGCUAAACUUUGUUUCAUAAAC